CUGGCUAUUCGAUUAUCGAGCCAAGCCGCAUCGCAAACCGUGGCCGCAUCCAUUGUUGCCCGGGACGAGUUCGGCUGCGAGCGGUGGCGUAGAAACGGCCCUGAAAUCGCUGUCGAGCCGUGCGGCAUUCGACGCGUGAACGCCGCGGCCAAACAGAUCAACUGUCGAGCAGCUGCGGUCUCCACUGUUUGUCGAGGAGCGCGGCGCCGUACCGGUUGUAAGCCGUCGUCACCGCAGCGCUGCGCCGACGCCCGCUACCACACGUGCGACGCACGCCCGACCAUCGACCGACGCGCGGAAGCGUACCGCAUCAGUAAACGAUGCCGGCCCGCCCCCCGCCAAAAAUGAUCGUCGAGAUCGUCUUCGCCGACAACCGCACGGAGCACAUCGAAGUCAGGGACGGCGACGACCCGAGCCAGUUGGCGCGCCAGUUCCUCGCCACCUACAAGCUGCCGGCCUCCUACGAAAAGGUACUCAGGGAGCAGAUCGUGGCAAGCAUCGCCGAGGACGAGCGGCAGCGCCAGCUCCAAAAACCAGCCCAGGACGACGACGACGAGGGCGCCGUGAGUCCGGACGACGACGAGGACGCCUACAACGCGGCGCGCCAGUCCUUUUCCGCGGCGCAGACCAAACCUAGAGUCAAAAGAGCUUCCCUAGUGUGGCGGAGCGGCAAGCAAGGAGCUACGAAAGUUUUACCUCGGAGGCAGCGAGAAACGUGUGCGCGCUUACAUAGAGACGCGGCGAGACAACGAAGACGACGCGAGAAGACGAGGCGAGAGCUCGAUCGAGAAGAGGACAAAUCUCAUCGAAGUUUCAAGGUGAGAGGCCACUCGACGCGACUCCUCCAGGCGUCGCGCGGCGAAGUGCACGCGCGGCUCUACGAAGAGCACGCCGCCAUCGAACAGGCCAAGGAGAAGGCGCGGCAGCUGGCCGACGACUACGCGCGGCGGAGAGGUGCUAAUUCAGCACAAGAUAUGGCUGAUUGGAGUUGUGCCAAAUGCGGUCAGCUCAAUAGCUGGAGGGACGACACGUGUCAAAGAGUUGCUGGUACUAGAGUAUCAUUAAUGGACGCCUGCGAGUCGUCGUGGGCCUGGGCGCGGCACGACGACGCGUGUGGGUCGAAAGUGGGCGGUCCCCAAAACGUUUUGAGAUGCGGCGAACCUAGACCGAGAGAAGUGGGCAGGCCGACGAUCUGCGCUCCCAAGUCUCGCAAGCUCAUAGACAAGUGGAGGAAAACAGGAGAGAAGGCCGCUUCCAAGAAUGGCCGAGAAGACGUCUGGGAAGAUCUUUAUAGGCAUGCUUUUGAACCCGCUUGUGAACGACCGGUAGCUAUCGAUCACGAGGAGGCGGAGUUGACCUUCGCCCCGCAGAUCGAUCCGCAUUCUCGCGCGAUUGUGCGGGAGCGCCAGGUCGUCGCUGCGGUCUUGGAGACUUUAGCGAGAGCCGAUGCAGCACGUGAUGCGGACGCUCGGACACGAGGUAGGGCCGCUGCCGAGGCGGCCUACGCCGCCGCCUUGGCUCGGCGGCCGGCGGGCACGAAGGAAGACGUGUGUCCACCGGAGACCCACGACCGUCUAUAUGCCGACGCGGCCGCGAGACGAGCGUCUCGCGAUUUUCACGAAGAUCCAGUCAAGUCCGGAAGGUUCCCCUUCCGGCCGGACAUCGGGGCCGCCGCUCUACGUUCUGGAACCAAAGACGCUACCGAUCCCAGGAAGGCUCAACGAGCGCUCGACGCGCGACUGGCGCGCGCGCGGCCGCCGUCGCAGCCCAAGCCGUCCGUAGAUUAUGACGAAGAGGAGGCCGGGCGCGUUCCUUUUGAGCCCAAAUUUACGACGCGCGGGCCCGUGCACGAUCGGGCUCCGUUGCAUGUUUCUCGUACUGCUGCGGCCCAACUGCGAGCUCGAGAGAUCGCGGAGGCUCGUCGAAGGCGUAGUCGUUCGCACGUCAACGACCGCUCGAAAGCUUAUUUGCACAAUGCGCGUAGGAAUGCCUACGCGGAUCUGUGGCGGGACGUCGUCGCUUUGGACCGCCUGGCGACGAACGAGACGGCGCCCGUCGACAGCGCCCUGGACGCCGUCGUGAGACCGAAGCGUAUUGAUCAAGCAAGGUUGGGCAGGACGCCGCUAGCUCUAGCCGCGGCCGACGCGCUCGAACAGAAGUCCAACGGCCUCCUGGACUUUGAAAGUUUCUGUCGGGCGAUGGACGCUAGGCUACCGGCCGCGGCGAACGGCCCGCCCACCUCGGCGCUGUUUCGACCGAAACAGUCCGAACCGAGGGACACGACGGCGAUGCAGCGCGCGAUGAAGGACGCUAGGGAAGCGACCUUCACGCCGAAAUUGACGGCCGCCGCCGCGUCCAGCACGCGGCACGGUCCCUCAGUCGAGGACCACCUGCGCGCGCUCGGGGCGCGCUACGAGGCGGCGCGGCGCGAGGCCGAGCACGCGGCCCACGACGCGGAGCUCGAGGAGUGCACCUUCGAACCCCGCCUGAACACGCGGCGCGGGCCGCCGCCGACGCUCGAGUGAGUUUUUGAGAACCCCCCCUUCCCCCCGCCUAACGAGCCCCUGGUUU
Messenger RNA from Pelagomonas calceolata, 2571 nucleotides. NCBI's taxonomy places the organism in Eukaryota, Pelagophyceae, Pelagomonadales, Pelagomonadaceae. The record is from the annotation of a GenBank genome assembly.